GGGUCGAGGAUGAUCUGCGUUUAUUCCUUUCUACAGCGCAUCAAAGACACAGACUCACUGCUCCCACUUAAUUCCAGGAGAAUCAUGGUCAACAGUGUGUUUCCAAAGUGCCACUGAAAGACUGAUGAGCCCAUUCGAAUACAAUGGAGACAAAUGAACCUCCCGUUACUGAACACAAGGACAGGACAUUUGCAGUGGUGCAGUGGAGUGAAGGAUUCUGGGAAGCUCAGUGAAGUAAAGACUGGCAAUAUACGCAGGUGUGAUGAUUCCAAGAUGGACCAACAUGGGAAUCCCAUUUCCACCUACCCAGCCGUCAUCGAAUGGCGCCAUGGGAAGAAAACAGCUUGGAGGGUUGCCCCACUACCUGGCCACUGUUAUUUUAGUCAGUGCUACUCGUUAUGAGGCAACCCGUAAACUUGAUGCACUGCUGAAGGAAAAUGAACCUGCAGAGCUGACCAAGAGGGUAUCAGUCCGCCCUCAAAAAUAUCAGGAUGAUUCAGAUGUCUCAGAUCCAGAUGAGACUCAGAUUCUGACUCAGCCAUUGCAAGUCAAGAAGUCAAAGGCUCUCACAAGGAAAGACCCUGCAGAGGAAUUCCUUGCAAUGUACAGCGAUUCACCACCUUCAGUCAUUCAUCGUGAUAAAAAUCUGACAAAGACAGUGGCUGAAUUAAAGCAGGAGAUCCAAGAUCUGAAAGAAGAGAAUGCUAAUUUGAGGGAGUUGCUUGUCCAAGAUGUGCCUGAUCUCCUAAAGACCAUGAAGAAUGUCAUUGAUUUGGCUGAAAAUCCUAAGAGAUCCAGUUUGGAGCUGACCACACCACCACUGCCCCCCCCAAAAUUCUCCACAGUCCAGGCCCGGUUCAUCAUCUGCAGAUUCGCUGUUGUCCCUCCCCAGAUCUUCAGCAUCCAGCUCCACAUCAGAGACUGUUAUAAGGGACUGCCAGUCAUCCAAGGUGGAGAUCCAUCCUGGGACUGGAGUCAUGGUAGAGAAACUGGUGCAACGCUUGAGAGGUGGCCUGGGACCCAGCCCUCCAGCAUUGGCAGCACAAUCAAUGCCAAGAUCACAGAGCUCCGUGCCAAAAGUAAAAUUGUUUCUGUUACAACAACCCCUUAAAACACUGUUUACCACACCACAAUCAUGAUCCACCUGGUCGUAACUGUUACUGUUACAGUGUCACAUUUGUAGCCACGUUUUACCUGUUAGAGUUAAAUUGUUUUAAGUGGGCAGGUUUUUAUCCCUCCCUCGUUCUGCCCAUGUUGAUGUUCAUUGUAAUAUCUAUUCACUGCAAAUAAAGUCCAUCAAA
Molecule: messenger RNA, 1301 nt
Organism: Seriola aureovittata
Lineage: Eukaryota; Metazoa; Chordata; Actinopteri; Carangiformes; Carangidae
Exons: 9
Coding region: 263-1111 (282 amino acids)
Source: RefSeq, a predicted model, not a curated record